Molecule: messenger RNA, 3968 nt
Organism: Scomber scombrus (Atlantic mackerel)
Lineage: Eukaryota; Metazoa; Chordata; Actinopteri; Scombriformes; Scombridae
Exons: 14
Coding region: 178-3507 (1109 amino acids)
Biological process (GO): snRNA transcription by RNA polymerase II; positive regulation of transcription elongation by RNA polymerase II
Cellular component (GO): membrane; transcription elongation factor complex
Molecular function (GO): cis-regulatory region sequence-specific DNA binding
Source: RefSeq, a predicted model, not a curated record
CCGAGCAGGGCUGGUGGACCAAGAGGCCAUUUUACAGCAGGUAUUGGUUCCUGUUUCCUUAUUAAGUCCUGCUAGAAACUAAACACCUGCAUGAACAGACCAGGGUCACAAGUAGAGGCCCAAGCAGAGAUUCUGUGAUCCUCCUUUUUCAAUGAAUCACCAAAAUCAGUCCGCAGUAUGAAAGACUGGAGCAGGAAAUCCACAAGGCAAUUGCCAGAGUGUGUGGUCGGGUCCUCCUCCGACAAGAGGAACUCAAUUAGUGAUACACCAGUGCCUGUGUGGGUUACUCACACACCCACACCAGAUAAUAUCACAGAUGAUGGUGACACUUUCUCCACAGGCCGCACAUCCACUCCACCUUAUGCACAGAAGGAGGGUAAUGACAAAAAAGGGACCAUGAAGGACAGGCUAAAAUCCCUCAUCCCACAUUCUUGGGAGGGCAUCAUCCAUAAAUGGUCAAGGGAAAGUGACAGUGUUAAUGAUUCUGAAGCCAGCACCAGCACGAUCCAGAUCCUUCCCAAUGGGACCAGGGUGAGCCCUCCUGUGAGCCCACUGCUGGAACGCAGGAACUGGGAAGAAUCACUGGACGGUUCGAGCCAGAACUGUAAGCCUUUGUUGAGGGAGAGCCCCAUUGAUGAUCUGUUUCAUCAGGGACCACAAGCAGAAUCUCUGCUGACCAGCAUCCACCCUGCAGAGUACUAUGCUGAAAAGUUGGAGGUCUACAACCAGAAGUACUCUUACUUGAAAUCGUGGCCCGGCCUGCUCAGACUGCUUGCUGGACUCCAGCUCCUAUUUGGGGGAAUGGUCUUUGCUUGUAUCAUUGCCUACAUCCAGAAAGACAGUGAGUGGUCCAACUCCUACGGCCUCUAUAAUGGUGCGUAUAACAAUGGGAUGGGUGUAUCUGGGUACAGCUACAGAGGUCCUAUGACUCCCUUCAUUCUGGCUGUAGCUGGACUCUCCUGGAUCAUAACACUGAUUCUCUUGGUGAUGGGAAUGACUAUGUAUUAUCGUACCAUCCUGCUUGACUCCCCCUGGUGGCCCCUGACGGAGGCCUUCAUCAAUGUAGCGAUGUUCCUGCUCUACAUGGCGGGAGGAAUUGUAUACCUGAAUGACUUGAACCGUGGAGGGCUUUGCUACAUGACUAUAGGAGUCAACCCCAUCAUGGCCAAUCUGUGUCGAGUUGAUGGGGGCCAGAUGGCGGGAACUGCUUUCAUCUUCAUCAAUAUGGCAAUGUAUCUGGGAAGUUUCCUGGUCUGUUUGAAGAUGUGGAGGCAUGAGGCGGUACGCCGGGAGAGGGAGUACUUUGAGAACCAGCCUCAAGAAGAGUACAAUCACUCCAUCCCUCUGGCCCCCCAGAAAACAAAACGCAUAUCAUUCAAAGAUGAAAUGGAUCGCUCUAUGAGCAAAGAUCACAUCAAUCAGCACGCAUUUGUCUCUGAGUUCCAUAAGAAUCCAGUCAGUCUGAACAGAACCACAGUGCCUGAAUACAACCCCAAAGCACACAUCAUCACAGACUACAUCAUGAAGUAUCCAGAGAUCGACUGUGUGGAAGAAAGGGAAAAGUACAAAGCUGUUUUCAAUGACCAGUAUCAGGAGUACAAGGACCUUCACAGAGAUGUCAGCAACACCCUGAAUAAAUUCAGAGAGCUGGAUGGCAUGAUGACUCGACUCCUCAGAGAUGGAAAAAGCCAGCAGGAUCGGCAGCGGAUUCAAAGCAUCCUGAAGACGUAUCAGCAGAAAAAGAGCGAGCCUGCUUUCCUUGAGAAAAAGGAACGCUGUGACUACUUGAAAGCUAAAUUAAGCCAUAUAAAAAGCAGAAUCCGUACUUUUGACCAGGAAACGAUGGCAAGUGAUCGGACCAUGUAUGAGCCUCGGUACUAUGAUAGCCCCCCUGUGUACAGCCCACCUUACAGCACCACCUCCCACAGCUUCUAUCCCCCGAGGAGCGUCCAAUCCCCCCAGAGCCAAUAUGUUCUCUACACAGAAAAUCUCCCACCAGACUCUUACUAUGUGGAGGAGAAGCCUCAACACUUCUACCGCUGGUUUUCUGCUCCUGGUUUUGUCAAAACCUUACAGGGAGCCACAACGCUCAUGUGUUUCCUCAUCUUCGCCUUCGUUGCGUCAACCUUGGUGUGGGAUCUGAAUGGAUUUGGGUAUGGGGGCUACGGUCUUGGCGCCACAGGGGAUGGUGUUCCAGGGUCAAUGUCAGGAUACUAUGGAGGCAGCUAUGGCUACAGCAGCUCUUACAUGACACCACAGUCCGCCAAGUCGGCAAUGAUCUCCAUGGCGGCCAUCAACUUCCUGGUUUCACUGGGGUUCCUGGUGGGGAGUUUCUCCCGGUCGCCGGUCAUGAGGGGGUGCAGGUUCUACCUCACUGUGUUCAUCAGUAAUAUCAUCUUAGCCGUCCUUCAGGGCAUCAUCGACAUCAUCUAUGUGAUCGGGGUGAACCCGAUGUCUCAGAGCUCACAGAGCAUGCUGUACAACCCCAUGCUGAUGAUGUGCCAGAACAUGCAGGGCAACCCCAGCCUCAGUGGCAGCGCCGGUUUUCCCGGUUUUCCUGGGGGCUUACCCAUGUACAAUCAAUACCUGCACCAUUACUGCUACAUGGACCCUGAGGAGGCAGUAGCAUUUGUGUUGGGUCUGUUGGUGGUGUUGGCCCUGUCCCUGUCUGCUUAUUAUGCCUACAAGACCCGCAGCAAGAUUUGGCGCCAUGGCAAAGCUAACAUUUACUGGGAUGCGCCACUGGUCAGGCAGUCAGAGGGGCAGGAUGUACAAGACUGGGUGGACCAUGAUGGAGAAGUACGCAGCACCCAGCAGGCACCGACUUUUGUUGUAUCAGAGAGAGCAGCUCCUGACCUCAGGGCGGAGAAAAGUGUGGUCUCCUAUGGCAACAGAGCCGUCAACAUCCACAGCGAGGAAUAUUAUAACGGCAACAGUUUCCAUUCCAACAGCAGUAAGUGUGCUGCUGAGACUCCGCACCAAAAGGCCGGGGUCCCAGUUUACUCCAGCAGCUCCACAGAUGAAGAUGACAGCAUCAGGAAGCCUCCUUAUCACGACGAGAGGGACCGGAGGAAGGACAGACAGCCUCGGCCUGCUGCUCAUGAGAUCGUGGAGUCCCAGUAUGAAACUGGUUACACCACUGAAGACACUGGGAACGAGCUGGACCGGAGAGACACAGAUUACCUCUUCAGGCUGUUCCCAGAGAUAAUUUCAGACGACCAGCGCAAGCAGUACAAGAGGGAGUUUGAGUCUGACCUGGCCCGUUAUAAGAGCCUCUGUGCCGAGAUGGAUGACAUCAGCGACCAGAUGCACAAGCUGAACCGAGAAUUGGACACGUUGGAAGAGGGCUCUGUGAAGUACCAGGGUGUUGCUGAUGAGUAUGAUCGACUGAGAGACCUGAAAAAGUCACCGGAUUAUCAAGCAAAGAAGAAGCAGUGUAAAGAGCUUCGGCAAAAACUUUACCACAUCAAACGUCUGGUGAAAAACUUUGAUCGAGGUCUUUGUUAGUGUGUCAGUAAUCUGUUCAAACAGCUGAGGAUGAUCUCUGUCAGUGUUUGACCUGGCUGACGAAUCAAGGAUUCAUGCAGAAUUCAACUGCUGCACAUGGGUUCCUCUUUCCUUCAUUUUUUCUACUUGGCUGUUUUGACCUUAAUGUUUACAACUCCUGUAUUACUUUAGCAGCUGUCGGAAUAGAUUACUGUCGGGGCUACUGACGGACUUUGCUGUGUGGUUUGUAAUAUAAACUGCUUGACAACUGGCCCUGAACUAGUACCAUGUGUAAAAAUUGUACUUUUACGUUUUACCUUUUACUUCCUGCAACUAAACUUCAACAAACGUUUAAUUGUUAAAGUAUGUUUUAGUUUUGCAAACUAAUUAAUGUCAGUUUUUAUAUGGAGAUUAUGUGUGGCAUGAAUGAAUUAAGAAUGAGGAUGAAUAAAUUAAGUGCUUUUGUCAUAUGAAUACACUUA